Medicago truncatula (barrel medic) is the source of this 2745-nucleotide messenger RNA. Its product is annotated as protein RRP6-like 2. NCBI's taxonomy places the organism in Eukaryota, Viridiplantae, Streptophyta, Magnoliopsida, Fabales, Fabaceae. Gene Ontology annotation, cellular component: nuclear exosome (RNase complex); nucleolus. The transcript has 14 exons. The record is from RefSeq and is a predicted model, not a curated record. Gene Ontology annotation, biological process: exonucleolytic trimming to generate mature 3'-end of 5.8S rRNA from tricistronic rRNA transcript (SSU-rRNA, 5.8S rRNA, LSU-rRNA); nuclear polyadenylation-dependent snRNA catabolic process; nuclear polyadenylation-dependent snoRNA catabolic process. Gene Ontology annotation, molecular function: 3'-5'-RNA exonuclease activity; nucleotide binding; single-stranded RNA binding. Bases 135 to 2216 code for a protein of 693 amino acids.
UGAAAGUACAUAUAUGCUGUCGUAAUAGACCCUUUCCUCAAAUGGUCGAAGAGUAGCAUCAUCAGUCAGUGAUAGUGAGUCCAUUUCAUCCCCUUCACCAAAUCCCCAAAAACCCUAACCCUAAACCCCUUUCAAUGGAAGAUUUCAACCACCACCUCUCCGCCCUCUCCGCCUCCCUCCAAUCCAUCCCCACCUCCGACUCCUUCCGUUUCCACUACAACCUCCCCGAAUUCCGUCACCUCAUCGACCAACUCACCCAAAAAUCCCAAUCCAUGCUCAACCAAAUCGGCUCUUCCGACCACAUUUGGGGCCAUAACUCCUCCUUCCCCGUCGACGUCGACGACGGUUACGAAUGGAUGGUUAAUGCAAACGACGACGUUCUGGAACUCGUCGACGAAGUAGUCGACGAGUUUCAUAGGGUUCUUAUGGAGCAAGAUAUGGAAAAAGGGGAAGAUGGGUUUUUUAAGAUUAAGAAAGAGAGGAAAGGGUUGAUUCUUUGGGGUGAUGAUCAUGGGAAUGAAACCAAGAAGAAAGUUUCGUUUCAUGUUCAUACUCUUAGGAAACCUCAGUAUCAUUAUAAUCUUGCUGUUGAUAAUUCCAAUCAGCCUUUUGAACAUGUUUGGUUGGAGAAGGAGAAGACUGAAGAUGGUGAAAGGUUUAUACAUCCUUUGGAGUAUUACUCUGUUUUAGAUUUUGUUGAUAAAAAUAGUAUCGAGAGUCUUGUACCAGUAAAGCCUCCCCCGCUAGAAUUCACACCUUUCAAGCUUGUGGAGGAUGUCAAAGGGUUGAAGGAGUUGGCUGCUAAGCUGAGCUUGGUUGAUGAAUUUGCGGUGGAUUUGGAACAUAAUCAAUAUCGGUCUUUUCAAGGUUUGACUUGCUUGAUGCAAAUAUCAACUCGGACUGAAGAUUUUAUCGUCGAUACUCUGAAACUCCGUGAUCAUGUCGGGAAACACCUGCGGGAUGUUUUCAUGGACCCUACCAAGAAAAAGGUCUUGCAUGGUGCAGAUCGAGACAUUGUGUGGUUGCAACGGGACUUUGGCAUUUACAUCUGUAAUAUGUUUGACACUGGCCAGGCUUCAAGAGUGUUAAAAAUGGAGAGAUAUAGUUUGCAACAUCUUUUGCAACACUUUUGUGGGGUUACUGCAAACAAAGAGUACCAGAAUGCAGACUGGAGAGCACGCCCUCUUCCUGAUGUGAUGAUAAAGUAUGGAAGAGAAGAUACACACUAUCUGCUUUAUAUAUAUGAUUUGAUGAGGAUCAAGCUAUUUGAACUGUCUAAGGAGUCUGAAAGUCCAGAUGAUCCUCUGUUGGAGGUUUACCAGCGGAGUUAUAAUGUCUGCAUGCAGCUGUAUGAGAAAGAUCUUUUGACAGAAAACUCCUUCCUUAAUAUAAAGGGAUUGCGAGGGGCUGGUUUUAACGGUCAGCAGCUUGCUGUUGUUUCAGGGCUUUAUGAAUGGCGUGAUGUUCUUGCGCGGGCAGAGGAUGAGAGUACUGGGUAUAUAUUGCCAAAUAAAGUUAUUCUUUUAAUUGCUAAGCAUAUGCCCGUCACUGCAAGCAAUCUACGGCGAUUAAUAGCAGAGAGGUCAAGACUACCAUAUGUUGAGCGCAAUCAUGAUAUCGUUGUUAACAUUGUCAGACAUUCUAUGGGAAAGGCUGCUGCGUUUGAAGAAGCUGCACUUCGUUUGAAAGAAGAGCAUGCUGCCUUUGUAGAAGCUGCUGCACUUCGUUUGAAAGAAGAACAUGCUGCGAGUGUGUCAAAUGUAGCAUCUGUUGAGGAUGGAACUGAAGCUCCCCAAUCUCCUUCCUUGAGCUUAAAGGAUGAAUGUGCAGCAAAUGGAAGCAUUGGAAUUGAAAAUGCCACCUGUGUUAAUAUCUCUGAGAAGUCGUUGUUUUCUUCUGACCCUAAUUCCUCUGCAGUGAAGGAAAAUGGAACAAAUGUUCAGGCGCUAAAAAUGCCUACUGUUGCUUGCGAUGCAACGCUGCUGGGAAAUUCAACUUCAGAAGGGAAUGGUUAUCCUGACAAAAAGGGAAAGAAAAAGAUCAAGGUAGAACAGAAUGUAUCAUCAAUCAAUCUUCCAAGCCAUUCAUUUUUGGGCAAUAAUGAGAAGUCAAAACUAGCUGUAAGUGUAGCUUCAGUUUCCACAUCUACCCUGGAUGCAAACAUGACAGUAGACUUGGAUUCAGACUCGGAGGAUAUGAUGCAGAGUAACCUAUGAAUCUGCAACCAUCUGUUAGGAAAAAUGAUUUUUUGUCCACUUCAGUAAAAGGAAAAUGAAGUUUAGCCCAUGCCUUUCAGAAUCGUCAUCAAGAGUUGAAAGAUGCUUUCAGUCAAACAAUCAGAACAACAAAACCGACAGAUAUAUUAGGCUAUCGAAGAUGUUUGAUUUUGAAGUGACGGUAGCUUUGGAGAAGAUGUAGAAAAUGCUUCUUCCCAGGGUUGUUUUCUGCAGCUACAUGACUCGGUAAGAGAAGCUCAACUCUAAACGUGGGGAACAUCAGUGAUUUCACAAUAAUUGCAGCAAGCUAGAUGAUGACAGGCAUUUGCAGCUUUUGGAAAUUGAAGUGGAACCUUCUAUUAGUUGACUGAAAAUAUGUAAGAUUAUAUGCUAUGUAGUAUGUACAAAUGUACAAAUAUAUUAUUAGAUUAUAUGCUAUAUGUAGUACUGUCCUUGAAUCCAAGUUGGGCGAAAUGAGGAUCCGCUGCUCCUUUAGCUCGUCAAAUCUUUUGAUCAAAAUUUUGCUUAA